GUGUAAAGGAGUGGAGUUCGAUCUCACAUCACUCUUCCCUCCUCCCCGAGUCCUUUCUAAACUCUCCCCCGGGUCUCUACCCUCCCAAACCUCUCCCCUUCUACCCUUACAACCCCAACCCUCCCCCCGAUCACCUUCCAGCGCACGAAUCAGAUCCAUCUCAGUGACCAAAGACCCCAGUUCUAUACGGACGACUACAUUUCAGUUGCAGUUAUGGACUCCGGUGUGAUUGAAGGAGGGCUCAAUGUCACCCUUACCAUUAGGCUGCUCAUGCAUGGCAAGGAAGUCGGAAGUAUUAUCGGAAAGAAAGGUGAAUCUGUGAAGAAGAUGAGAGAAGAGAGCGGGGCUCGCAUCAACAUCUCUGAGGGCAAUUGCCCUGAGAGGAUCAUUACUUUGGCAGGGCCAACCACCGCCAUCUUUAAAGCAUUCUCCAUGAUCAUAGAGAAGCUGGAAGAGGACAUAAGCAGCUCAAUGACAAACAGCACAGCUACCAGCAAGCCCCCUGUGACCCUACGCAUUGUGGUGCCUGCCAGCCAGUGUGGCUCCCUCAUUGGGAAAGGUGGCUGCAAGAUCAAGGAAAUCCGAGAGUCAACCGGUGCUCAGGUACAAGUGGCAGGAGACAUGCUCCCCAACUCCACGGAGCGCGCCAUCACCAUCGCUGGUACUCCUCAGUCUAUAAUUGAGUGCGUGAAGCAGAUCUGUGUGGUCAUGCUUGAGUCUCCGCCUAAGGGGGUCACUAUCCCCUACCGGCCCAAGCCUUCAGGAUCUCCCGUCAUCUUUGCAGGCGGACAGGCAUAUGCCGUACAAGGACAGCACGCGAUUCCACAGCCAGAUUCUUCCUCUGCUGCUAUCUCUCCACAGCUCACCAAGCUUCACCAGCUGGCUAUGCAACAGAGCCCCUUCCCCAUCGCACCAAGCAACCAGGGAUUCACUGGGAUAGAUGCUUCUGCUCAAACCAGUUCCCAUGAGAUGACCAUUCCAAAUGAUCUUAUUGGGUGCAUCAUUGGCCGCCAGGGGGCCAAGAUCAACGAGAUCAGGCAAAUGUCAGGUGCCCAGAUUAAGAUUGCGAAUCCAGUGGAUGGAUCAACCGACCGCCAGGUCACCAUCACCGGCUCACCUGCCAGCAUCAGCCUGGCAGAGUACCUCAUCAACGCUAGGCUUUCCUCUGAGGCCACAGGACUGGCAGCCAACUGAUAAGACACUGCAUCUGCACUAAAUCUCACUUUUAUAUCAUCGGCUACCAUAAAGCAGUCAAUGCAACUAUUCAACUUAAGAGUUUAUAUAUUAUACCGCCUCUUCCUCAUUUGAAAUCAUGUCAACCGCCACUGAUUUGAUGCGCUGCAUUCAUUAUUUAUUUUGUUUUUUGGUUUUACUCAAAAGAAGCAAACAAUUAGGUUUUAAAUUCCCUUUUUGAGUCAAGUUGGAGAUUUUAAUGAGUUAUUAGAUUAAUUUUUUUAUUUGUUUCGAUGGAUCCCUCGCUCUCUUCCCUUUUUUCUUUCUUUGUCAUCCCAGAGGAUUAGAGUUGGAAAAACUCUUAAUAGGCAUAUAGAUUUAGUUCUGUACAGUCAGGUUUUCUUUAAAAAGGUAAAAUAAAAAAAGUAUCAAAAAUAAGAAUAGAGUGACUGUUUUAUUCUGUGUUUAUAUACCACGCGACCCUUUUUUUCCCCCUUACUCAGUUCAAAAGUCGUUCUACCAACUUGUAUGUCCACAUGCUUUAGAUAUACAGUAUUAGCCAAAAGUUUGGACACAUCUUCCCAUUCUCUUUAAUGAGAAAGUGUGUCCAAACUUUUGACUGGUGUUGUACACUCCCCUUAAUCCCCUUUCCAACUUAAGUGCUCGUGUCACUGAGAAUACGUAGCUGUACAUGCAUGGUCACCGAGUAUAUUGGUUAUGAUGACAAAUGUUCGAACACAAUUGAAUUUAUCCACAUUAUUUAAAAUGUGUAUUGCUACACAUGUCACUAUUUCCUCCCUCUACAUGUCAUUCCUAUGUUCCCCACUCCUGUUCCUGAGAUCAUGUGUUGAUAUUUUGCUGGGAUGGGAGGUUUUUGGGGGAUUUGGGCUCGGCUUUAGGGAUCAGAAGCAGAGGGUUCUCCUCGCUUUUUUUGUAAAGACUGAUAUAUACUAAAAAUGAAAAAAAAAAGUUGGAAUAUUUGUUUUAAAUGGAGGAAAUAUUUUUUUUAACUACCAAAGGGGGGGGGGGGGGGGAUUAACUCCUGGACACUGAUCUGUCUAUUAAAUGUGAUGAGGCUGAGAACUGAAUCAUUUAAGCUCUGGAACUAGACAAAGAAAGGGUUGUGAGUUAACACUAGUUUCCUGCUCUUUGCUUUGCUCAAGUCAGAAUUUUAUUUUUUAUUUGCAGGAAAGAAAACUUUUGUGCACGUUUUUUGAGACUGUAGACCCGGGUGCCACAACAUUGUUAAAAAAAUACAGAAAUAAAGAUGUGAAUUGCUCAAACCACAAA
Messenger RNA from Scomber scombrus (Atlantic mackerel), 2463 nucleotides. RefSeq names its product poly(rC)-binding protein 2. Bases 214 to 1194 code for a protein of 326 amino acids. Gene Ontology annotation, biological process: regulation of gene expression; regulation of RNA metabolic process. Gene Ontology annotation, cellular component: cytoplasm; nucleoplasm; nucleus. Lineage: Eukaryota; Metazoa; Chordata; Actinopteri; Scombriformes; Scombridae. Gene Ontology annotation, molecular function: single-stranded DNA binding; mRNA binding. The record is from RefSeq and is a predicted model, not a curated record. The transcript has 13 exons.